AUGGAAGUGGCCGGGAGUGUGCACGGACAAACCGAUACUUUGUCAGCAGUCAGUGUAGACAGCUUGCAGAGCCAGCAUGGCGUACGUCGAUGCAUGGCCAUACAUUACGCACUUGUUAUGGAUCGCACAGCGGCGGGCGACGUGCGGAGACUGGCCAAGACGCGGAGCAGCAGCGAGCCGUCGUUACAAGCGAUUAAUAAGAAUCCCCGGUUAAUCUUUAUUUUUUUUCGUAUUUACAGAGAUGGGCGGCUUGAAGAGGGCGACCAGAUCCUGGCCAUUGACGGUCAGGUGUUGGAUUCUUACAUCUCCCACCAGCAGGCUAUAGGCAUACUCCAGAAGGCUACACGCCUGGUAGACUUGGUGGUGGCCCGAGCACCGCCCCUGGAGAAGCAGCACCAGAGCCUCGCCUCCCUCGAGCAGGACCAGCACCUUCAGAAACACGAGAAACAACCGUCCUCCGCCUCAGUGACUGCUCAGCCGCAAGAACCCAACGCGACAGACAUGCUGAACACGGAGUGGGCUCAGGUGGAGGUGAUUGACCUGAUCAACGAUGGCUCCGGCCUGGGCUUCGGGAUCAUCGGCGGGAGGUCGACGGGCGUGGUGGUCAAGACCAUCCUUCCCGGAGGCGUCGCAGACAGGGACUCUCGUCUGCGCUCAGGCGACCACAUCCUGCAGAUCGGUGACGUCAACUUGCGUGGGAUGGGCAGCGAUCAGGUGGCGGCCGUCCUGCGCCAGUCGGGCUCGCACGUCCGCCUCAUCGUCGCUAGGCCUGUCGAACCCACCUCGCCUGAUUUCCAGGUGGGCCGGUCCGCCCCGAUCGUCGAGACGCGCGUCCUGAACGACCCGGAGGAGCUCGAGCGUCACCUGAGCCUCCUCCACAACGGCUACCCGCCUACAACGACCGCCGAUCCCGUGGUAGCUGCCGCCGGCUCGCCCGCCACCAACGGCCACAUCGCCCCCUACACCAACGGCGACACGGAUGCUCUUACACGAGAGAGCCUGGUGGGCGGCGGGGUGGGCGAGGUCAGCACCGUCACCACCGAGGCGCACCUGCACUACCAGCAAGUCCAGGUUGAAGGCGAGGGCGGGUCAUCGGCCUCGUCCCUGUCGCCGCCGGGCCCGGUGGCCGAGGCGCAGCUCCAGCAGCAGCCGGCCCAGGCAGGAGCCCUUGAGGGCGAGUCUGCCAUCCACACCUACACCGAGGACGACCUGGCACUGGUCGAAGGAGCACUGCCGGAGAUGGAGACCAUCGACGUGGAGGUGACGAAGGACCACCAGGGUCUGGGCAUCACCAUUGCAGGAUACGUGUGCGAGAGAGAGGAGCUGUCUGGCAUCUUCGUCAAGUCGAUCAACAUCGGGAGCGCCGCAGACAGGAACGGACAGAUCCAAGUUAAUGACCAGAUUGUACAGGUUGACGGGAGGAGCCUGGCCGGCCUGAGCAACCACGCCGCGGUGGACGUGCUGCGGGCCACGGGACAGGUGGUGCGCCUCCGCCUGGCGCGCUACCUCAGGGGACCCAAGUACGAGCAGCUCCAGCAGGCCAUCGCGAACUCGGAGCUCAAGACCACGCCCACCACGCCCAACCCACCCAGAGCUCAGAUGCCGGACAUGGGCGCAAAGUCCCGGGCCAAACUGUACCCCCAGUCCGGGCGUCCGCAGGCCCUCAGGUUCCACGCCAGGGUAGGAAUGCCUAUGGGCGAACUCCCCAGCAGCGAGGCCAUUCGAACAGCUCUCGGGGACCUCGAAAUGAACGUGGAAGACCCAGUCAUGGUGGAGGCCAUCAACCCAGCACUCUCUGCACCUACCUCCUCGUCAACAAUCAUCGCCGACGUGCCUACCUUCUCCACCAUCUCUAACCAGCCGCUGCAGCCCCCAGUUUUAUCCUCCGGGAUGAAUUCCUCCUAUGCGACCACCACCAAUGUGCCUCAACUGUCCUCUGGCGUCCCUCCGUUGUCCUCCGGUACCAGUACAGACAUCCGACUCGAAGACAUUGAGUUGAUGAUCGACAGCAAUUACUCGGGAGAGCUGCGACCCUCCGUGGAGAAUGCCAUCAAGCGGAAAUGGUCAAGGAUCGUUGGACCUGAAUUCGAGAUAGUCGUUGCCCAAUUAAGCAAGUUUGAAGAAGGGGGUGGCCUGGGCAUUAGCCUCGAGGGAACAGUGGACGUAGAAGGAGGAAGGGAGGUUCGUCCACACCACUACAUCCGCUCCAUCUUGCCUGAUGGCCCAGUUGGAAAGAAUGGGCGCCUGUGCAGUGGGGACGAGCUCUUAGAGGUUAAUGGACAGAAGUUGCUUGGCCUAAAUCAUGUUGAAGUUGUUGGAAUACUGAAAGAACUCCCAGGAUCUGUGCGCCUGGUUUGUGGUCGACGAGCCCCAGGUGCACCACCUCCACUUCACCCUAUUGAUGCUCCUACAGCUGAUCGGGACACGUUUGCUGCAAGGAAUAUCCUUGGUGGUUCUCUCCAAAAUCUUAUCCCUGGAUCGGAACGCCUCGUCAAGGCCAAGUCUGAUGGAUCCUUGGCAUCCUCAGCCACUGCAGCCACAAACGAUACUUCCUUCAACCGCAUGAAGAGCCGCAGCCUUGAACCGCUAACUGGCCUGGCCAUGUGGAGCUCUGAGGCUCAGAUCAUCGAGUUGAUGAAGGGCGAUAGGGGAUUGGGCUUCUCUAUUUUGGAUUAUCAGGAUCCACUAAACCCGCAAGAAACAGUGAUAGUGAUUCGCUCACUUGUUCCCGGGGGUGUGGCAGAGAAAGAUGGCCGUUUGAUACCCGGUGACCGUCUCAUUGCUGUCAAUGGAACCAACCUAGAAAACGCAACUCUUGAUCAAGCAGUAGCAGCCCUGAAGGGAGCACCAAAAGGCCCUGUUUCAAUUGCUGUAGCCAAACCAAUCAGCGUUCUGGAAUCGACUGGUCAGGCUCAGACACCAGACAGCGACGACCCGACGGCCUCGCACCCUCGCCGCAACCUGCUCGACGCUAUCCUGGGCGAGUUCGGAGCCUCGGGCGACGGGGACCUGCACGACAACCAGCUGCUUGAUAGGACCGACGGCGGGGACGAAGAAGACGACGAGGAGAGGGGAGAAGAAGAGGACAGAGACGAUGAAGAGGACCUGGACGAUCACAUGUACAGAGGACAUAGGCACUCUGGUUCCAUCCUCUCGUCGACGGGGUCUGAGGUCCCCCCGCUCCCCCUCUCGUCCCCCCCACACACUCCAGCCUUCCCCACCGACGAGGAGGAGGAGAUCACGGAGUACGACAAUGAGCUGAAGUGUGGCGCUCCCGAGGAUAAGGAUGGAACCUCAGCGUCCAAGGAACCUCCUGACCUCACACUCAGCUUACCGUCGCCGUCGUCCCUGCAACCUCCAUGCAGCCACGACCCGGCAGAAGUCGUGUCGCCCGUCAGCAUGUACAAGGCGUCCGUGCUGAUGGUUCCUGUGGCGACGGAGCGACUCAUCGGCAGCGGCCCCUCCAACAUGGCCGCCGCGCCCUCCACCACCUCCCUCCCCACCACCCAGCCGCCCUCGCAGACGCACGCCGCCUACGCCCACGGUACGGGCGGCGGCGCGGGCUCGGGAGACGAGGACCAGACCACGCCCCAUUCAUCCCCGCAGCUGUCACGAUGGGCGGCCCAGGUACCGCCCCUCCCCAAGGAAAUGGAAAGGACCAUCAAGAUCAAGAAGGGCGCCGACCAGCUGGGCGUCAACAUCGAAGUGGUGGACCAGGGUGUGAACGGCGUGGUGGUCUCCUCGCUGGUGAGGAACGGCGCUGUGCACAAGGACGGCCGUCUGCACGCUGGGGAUUUCAUCCUCAGCGUCAACAACGAGUCCAUGAGGAACAUCACGAACUCCCAGGCCAGAGCCAUCCUCAGGCGCACUCAGCUGGUCAGCACCGACGUCAGCAUCUGCUACAUUCGAGGGCAGGACGCAGCUGCCUUCCGCGAGGCCUCUCUGCUGCAGUAUCGGUCGGGACAGCAGGAACAGCAUCAGCAGUCCCAGCAGCCGCAGCAGCAGACCAGUCCCAGGAUUUUCCCGAAGUACUACCGGUCACCGUAUGUGCCCCGGGGUGACAGUUCAGAAGACGAAACUGGUGGUGGCAUCAAUAGCGAUCUCACUCGCUCUAUCACUGCCCCAUCCUUCAUCACCAGAGACCUCAGGUCACGUGAUCCAAGUCAUGAGGAUCUUCUAGGAUCUAUCUCCAGCCUUCCGCACCAACCAGAGACUGAAGUUGGAGGACUUACUGUUAUCAACAUUAAACACGCCUUGAGUGAAACUCUUGCUGAGACACGUGCCGAGGAAUCUAACAUCUCUUCUGUUCACAUUGGAGGUGAAGAGAACAAGAAUAUUGAAGACGACAGUGAGGAAGGACCAUUUACAAUAACCUUCAAGAACGUCUCUGAAGCACAUCCAGAGUACAACCCCAAAGUAGGCCUAGAACCAGAAGCAGAGGACCACGAAGUUUUAGGGGUUCUUCAGGGUGAUGGAGGUCUCACAGCAGCACCUUCUGAAGGUCGUUCCUCCACAGCAAGCCCAAUGCUUGACGGCAAACACUGGGGUCCCGAACGCACUGUUGAGGUGCGUCGGGAUGACAAGAACUCCCUUGGCAUCUCCAUUGUUGGGGGUAAAGUUGACCUUAGCUGGUCUGGGUCUUCUGUGACUGGCAUCUUCAUCAAAAAUGUGCUACCAGAUUCUCCAGCAGGAAAAGGAGGUCACCUGAAGACUGGUGACCGUAUCCUUGAAGUUGAAGGGGUUGACCUUCGUGGUGCCACCCAUGAAAAAGCAGUUGAAGUCAUCAAGAAAACGGGAAAUCCUGUUACUUUUGUUGUGCAAAGUCUUGUGCAAUGGACACCUGCCAACUCAGCGCCUCCUUCGCGAGAUGUAAGCCGCCUGGGCACUCGGAUGCCUAACUCCAUCUCUCCUGCUAGAACACCAACUCCAGAACUCAUCCAGCCGGGUUUGCCGGACCACAAGAAGCAGGAGAUCCAGGCUAAUCUACACCAUCCUCUGAACCGCCGUCAGACCACAGAAGACUCGGAGGAUGAGGCAGACGAUGAGCGUUAUGAGCAGGGUCGCAUCGAGACCAAGAAGGGUGUGGAGAUUGAUCGAGCUAGUGCUGGUGCCAUCAGACGAUCAAAGGCAGACAAGGCUGCGGAUCAGGAGGAAGAGGAUGAAUUUGGAUACACCAAAAGUAAGUGUUCCAUGAAACAUUUGUUUAAAGAUUUCCGGGUUUGUUGAUUCUUCCAGUAUGAC
Messenger RNA from Penaeus indicus, 5241 nucleotides. Its product is annotated as multiple PDZ domain protein-like. The record is from RefSeq and is a predicted model, not a curated record. NCBI's taxonomy places the organism in Eukaryota, Metazoa, Arthropoda, Malacostraca, Decapoda, Penaeidae. Bases 1 to 5226 code for a protein of 1741 amino acids. The transcript is spliced from 32 exons. Gene Ontology annotation, molecular function: protein binding.